AUGGCGAAUUUACCCAUCGGUUUAUGUGAUUCUUGUAAGGACCAGCCUUGUGUUGUUCGAUGUUUUGACCAUAGAAUGUUUCUUUGCCAUGGAUGUAACGAUAAGUUCCAUGUUGGUGGUGGUGUCUCUUCUGAGCAUCAUAGAAGGGAUGAUGUGGCGUACUACACCGGGUGUCCUCGUACUAGAUAUUUCGCGGUUGUGUGGGGUUUUCGAGUUAUGGAUGAUGAUGAUUUUUCGUUAGAGGAAUCUUUACGAAUGGUUAAACCUAAGGGACGAUCCGAGAUGAACAAGAUCUCGCCGUGUAGAGAAGCUAGUUUUGUCUUGGAACAGAUUCUUGAAUUGGAGAAACUUCAGCUCAAGGAAGAGAAUAAUGGUUUGUCUUUAAUAGAACGAGCUGAUCCAUCUCCAUUGGAGCUUCCAAUGAAAUCUAAAGAGCGGUUAAAGGAUCUUCCACAGACCGGAAAAGAGCUGAUUGUUGAUUUUUCACACUUUUCCUCGUCUUCUACACUUGGUGAGUCCUUUUGGGAAUACAAAAGUCCAUAUAAUAAGAACAUUCAGCUCUGUUUCUUGCGGUUGUGGCAUCAAAAUCUACAAGACAUUGGAGUUUGUGAAGAGACCGUUUGCGAAUAUGAUGACUUCCAUUUACCUGACAUUGAUCUCACUUUCAGAAACUUUGAUGAAGAGCAAUUUGGAGCUCAUCCAGAGCCGAUUGCAGACAGUAACAACAUGUUCUUUGUUUCUUCCUUAGACAAGUCAAGCAAGAUGAAGACUUAUUCUGGAUUAUUUAAUUUCCUUGAGCAAAAAGAGUUGUCUACUGAUGCAGCACGAGCUAGCUGCUUGGAACUUGACUACUGCAGAUCUUCAACCCUGCUUGAUGAGCUUGUCAUUCAUCAAAGACUUCCGAUUGUUUAG
Camelina sativa (false flax) is the source of this 912-nucleotide messenger RNA. NCBI's taxonomy places the organism in Eukaryota, Viridiplantae, Streptophyta, Magnoliopsida, Brassicales, Brassicaceae. The record is from RefSeq and is a predicted model, not a curated record.